Messenger RNA from Ochotona curzoniae (black-lipped pika), 2148 nucleotides. It is a transcript of the gene SPACDR, whose product is annotated as chromosome unknown C7orf61 homolog. The transcript has 3 exons. The coding region runs from base 1343 to 1963 and encodes 206 amino acids. Lineage: Eukaryota; Metazoa; Chordata; Mammalia; Lagomorpha; Ochotonidae. The record is from RefSeq and is a predicted model, not a curated record.
CUUGUGCGGACUGGGUAGGUUUAAUGUGGUGGAGGUGGACUGGUUGAGAUGCAGGGUCCUGGGAAGGGGCAGGCAGGCCAGGCCAAGAGGAGUGGGGCGGCUGCCCACGUGCUGGGGGAGGAGGGAAACAAUGAAGCCUUUGGCGACAUUGCAGGAUCCACCUCUGGCUUCCCAGCGUGUCCCCUCUGCGGGCUGGAUCCGGGUGGCUGCUUAGAGGCGGGGCGGGGGCCCUCAAUGGGCUCCUUGUCUCAGGGCUGGGUGUGGGCCAGGCUCCCUAGGCACACGUUGCCCUCGCCAGGCCUGGCUGGCUGCUGUGGCUUCCACCCCCAGCUGGCUGAGGAUGGGCCCUGUGGGGCUGAGCAGGCCCCUCCUUAGCAGCCUUGGCUCCUAUCCUGUGUGGAAGAAGCAGCUGGGAAGAAGGACUCCAUCGAAGGGGGCAGUGGCAGCUGCAGGCUAGAAGGGACCCUGUGAGGGGUGAUGGGCCUGGAAAAGGUAGGGGAAGCUGGGCCGGCCUGAAUUAAAUUCCAGGAGAGGCAGUAGAUCUUGGGUCUGCUGGUUCACUCCCUGAGCUAUGAUGGCCAAGCUGAAAUUAGGAACCAAGAGCUUUCAGGUCUCUCACAUGGGCAGUAGGAAGGCUAGGUACUUAAGCCAUCCUCUGUUCCUUUCCCAGGUGCUUUAGCAUGGAACUGGAUGGGAAACAGAGCAAGUGGGAAGGGAAUCCAACUAGUGUUCAUAAGGGAUGCUGGCCCCUUGCGGGUGGCAGCUUUACCCUGCCCAGCUCUCCAGAUUUCUUCUGGCUUCUCAGAGCCUCAGAUUCCUCAUGGGUAUAGUGGCCUUGAUGGGAAAACCUACCUUGCAGGAUGGUUGGGACAGUCCCGGGGUGAGCCACAGCAAAAACCCAGCAUAUGCUAGGCCCUCCUUAAGUGUUAACAUUCUUUCCCCUGGAUCUGGAGGAAGAAGGAACUGGGACAUGGGAUUGGCUCCAUGGGUUCCACAGGGUGGGUUCUGGAGGGGCCUCGGGGGUUGGGGGAAGGGUGGUCAGGGCCAGGCAGGCCCUCACAAUGGGCUAGAACCCUCCCUUCCUCUGGGUUCUCACCCACUUGACUCCUCUCCCUGCCCCAGGGAGGGGAGGAGAGGCCUGGGAUGAGUCGAGGGGGGCAGCUUUCCCUCUGGAUUUCUUAUUUCCUGCUUUGCUGCUGUGCCUGAAGCUCCUCAGCUACCACAAGACUUCUGGGAGGGGGCGGGGGCAGCUGGGGAAGGGGUAUCCUACAGCCUGUCUCCUACCCCACCCCUACCCCAUGCUGGUCCUUCCCACAACUUUGGGUUUGCGGUGUCAGGAAAGAUGGCUGUGGUGAUGAGAUUCUUCAAGUGGGUUAGGCGAGUUUGGUGCAAGAUUUCUUGCUGGAUCCUCUCCUGGAGACACAGAACAAAGCCAGCCAUCUUGGAUGCUUCCGCCUCCAAGAAGCAGGCAUUGAAGGAGACAGAGAAGAUCCCCAAGGCGUUUGAGACGUUCAAGUUGGUCGAGUCCGCCAAAGAGGCCAAGACACCCAGGACAGAUGAGUGCCCCAAGGUGGCUGGGUCCCUCGUGUUGGCCAGGGUCCCAGACCGACCCCAGACGGAGAAGGGCCGCCCAAGCCGAUCCCUGCUGCAGCUGCCCCGCACUGCUAUGCGGUCCAUGUCCACGCUCAUGUUCUCAGCCCUGCAGACUGGCUGGCAAAUGUGCAGUUGGAAGUCGUCUCUGAGUUCUGCCUCAGGGGUCCGCCAGAUGAAGAGCCCAUCUCCUUUGGAGUCCCCAGAGGCGGAGAUGCUACGGGAAGUAUACCUGGUGUUGUGGGCCAUCCGGAAGCAGCUGCGACAGCUGGCCCGCAGACAGGAGCGGCGGCACCGGCACCACGCCAGGCCCCUGUCUCCCCAACCUGACCAAGCACAGGUCCUAAAGCAGGAUGCCCGAAGUCCCCUGUAAGGGGAGAGCCCCAGAGACUCCGAAAGCCCCCGCCUGACUCCUAGGUAAGGUGGACUGCAGGGGUCAGAGCUGCAGGCCCGAGCUGUGGGUGAGGGGACAUUGUCAUCCUGUCCCCACGCAUUGGAAACCCAAGGUCUGGCUUGGGUCCUGCAUACUCCCCUUCAUUCCAUGUAUUCAAUGUGUAA